Messenger RNA from Larimichthys crocea (large yellow croaker), 9007 nucleotides. RefSeq names its product Rho GTPase activating protein 23a (gene arhgap23a). Gene Ontology annotation, molecular function: protein binding. NCBI's taxonomy places the organism in Eukaryota, Metazoa, Chordata, Actinopteri, Sciaenidae. Gene Ontology annotation, biological process: signal transduction. The record is from RefSeq and is a predicted model, not a curated record. Bases 938 to 6457 code for a protein of 1839 amino acids. The transcript has 24 exons.
UAGCCUAUCAGCAGCUGCCUAUGGGAGAUAUCUCCAUCAGGACUUUUCCCCUCUCCUCUCUCACUCUCUCCCCUCGCCUCCGACUCCAGGCUUCAGUGAUGUCCAGUGGUUUUGGAUCAAACUACAGAGUUCCCGUUUACUGUACAGCACGGUUUGCUGUGGUUUGCCGAUGACUGUCGGACCGGUUCGUGCGUUUGGAUACAGAUUGAGUAACACAAACGAGGAAGAAAGAGAAAGGAAAAGAAAGCAGGAGCAGAGCGAGGGAUUGAGAGAGAGAGGGAGUCACGAUUUGGGACUUAAGAGUUGAGGGCGAGAUGAAGGGAUUUGUUUGGCAGUCGAGAUAGAAGAAGAAGAAGGAGAGAGAGAAAGAGAGAGAGAGAGAGAGAGAGAGAGAAAGAGUGAGAGAGCGCAGUGGGAGGGAGGAGAGAGAGAGGAUCCAGCCCUCUGGGACAGCAGUGUGUGUUUUGGGGGUGGACAGAGUGGCUUUGUAUGCAGAACAUCACUGGACACCAAUGGCAGGGACGCUGUCAGUUAUUCUUUGUGUGUGUGUGUGUCUGUAGUGAAACCAGACCUACCUCUGAUCCAUGCGGCGCACACACCUCUUCCAUCUGCUGCCCAGGAGUCUUGCCUUCUGCUUCCUCUGGACUGAGCACCUUUUGAGAGUGUGUGAAUGCGCGUGAGAGAGUUUCCCCCCCGGAGGUCCGGAGCAACAGGCUGUGAUGUGGAACUUGUGGGAUUAAAGUUUCUGAAGGCUCUGCACUGACAGCGAUGGAUUGGAGCCAGGAGACGGGAAGCUCAGACUCUUGAAUGAGGAGGAUUUGCAAGCUCCACUCAAACCUCCCUGUCUUCCCUUCGCUUGAUUAUAUCUUCUAUAUUUCUGCGUUUGGACCUCGUCCACGACCACUUGUGUGUGAGUGAGUGUGUGUGUGAGCGGCCCAUGUGGGCGGUGAGGGAUGCGGAUCUGAACAAAGUCCACGCCCCGAUGCCUGCUGCUAUGCUCCCGUGCCCUGCGCCGGCCGGGUCCGACUGGAGCUUCCAGAACCCGGUGGGGGUGGACUGCAGUUCCCCCGAACCUCGCUGCAUCUGGCUCGCGGUGCUUCGAGGCGCCACGGGUUCACUGUCACCACCCACGCCACCCACCAUGCCCACUGGGCACGGCCAGAGCUCUCACCAGCCCAGGGCUAAGGGGCGGAGGGAUGGUCUCUCCUCAGCCGGUGACAACCCUCGGCCGCCGAUGGCAACCCGGCCGGGAAGGGAGGGGGUCGGCAUGGGCUGGAAGGGUCCCCGGACACUGGUUCUCCAUAAGAACUCCCAGGGAUUCGGCUUCACGCUACGCCACUUCAUCGUUUACCCUCCAGAGUCGGCCCUGCACACUAACCUCAAGGAUGAGGAGAACGGUAACGGAAAGGGAUAUCAGAAAGGUCGGAUGGAGCCGAUGGACACCAUAUUUGUAAAGAGCGUGAGAGAAAAAGGCCCGGCCCACCAGGCGGGCUUGUGCACAGGGGAUCGGCUGGUGAAAGUGAACGGAGAGAGCGUUCUAGGAAAGACGUACUCGCAGGUGAUAGCCCUCAUCCAGAACAGUGAGAGCGUGUUGGAGCUCUCCAUUAUGCCAAAAGAUGAAGACGUGCUUCAGUUGGCAUACUCCCAGGAUGCUUACCUGACAGGCAAUGAACCCUAUGCAGGGGGAGCUGAGAACCUCCCACCACCGCCUCCUAUCUGUUAUUCGCGCUCCAAGACCACGACCCCUGCCGGAGCCCCUCCAUCUGCGCCUAUGGGCCAGAACCAGCUGGAUAACUGGAGUCGCUGGCCAGGCUCUUCCAGCCCAUCCUCACCCUUGGACAACCGCUCAGCUGUAGGCAGCCCCGCCAGCUGGCAGGAAGGACGGGCUGGAGAGCCAGGUGGUGUGGGUCACAGCAGCCCAGCCCACCGCACAGAGGAGAUCCAGUACGGUAUGACCAGCCAGCAGCCUCAGGGGCAGACCAGGGGGCGCUCCUAUUCUUCGUCUUCCUCAUCAGGAGGCCUUUUGUCCAGCCCGCUGCAAGUCCACUACCCUAACCACCACGCUGCCAGCUCCUCGCAGGCUCAGCCCCGCAAGUCCAGCUCAGCGUGGACUAGCCCCCCCCUGCCUCAGCUCAGCCAUGGCCGCAGUGAGCGCUGCCAGCAGGCCCUCACUGACUGGUACUACAACCAGAUGCCUGAGCGCUCAGGCCGCAGCAUGCAAACCCGCCACCGCAGCUACUCUCAGGACCGGCUCAGUGAAACCAGGAGGCAGCAGCAGCGGACAGGUGGUUGGCCGCACAGCGCCUCCCAGGACACUCUGCUGUUACUACAGCAGUCAGGACCAGGACCCCACGGAGAGCCAUACUGGUCUUAUGGAGACUGGGAAGGGGGCCCAGGUAGGGGCCAACCAGCCUCUAAUUAUACUAGAACACGCUCUGAAAACCUGCUGGCACAGUAUGACCGCCACGGCCAUUCGUUAGAGAUGCUGGACCGAGCAACAGCUGGACUGGUCUCGCCUCGGUUUGAGAGGCCUUCGUGGCUCCAGCAGGCUCCCCAGCCGCCCCCCAGGACUGAUGCCUACCCAAGGCAGGGGAGCCAUUACGGUGCAACACAAGCUCCUGCGAUGUCCCGACCAUCACAUUCGAAGCACCACCCCCAGACUCACACCCAGGCCCACUCCCAGCCUCAGCCCCAGCAGGCUGCCCCCCAGAGCAGACGGCUUCCCCCUGGGCAGAGCAUGGACGACCAGCCAGUGGGCUACCGGAGCUACAGCCCGUCUUUUUACCGCAAGACAGGGCGCAUUAUGCAGCAAGCCCACUCUUUCAGGGACCCUUCGUACUCUGGCCCCCACUUGAACUGGAACCCAAACCCUAAAAGCCCUCCAGAGGGCACAACAGCCCCCCUCACCGCCUCUAACACAUCCCCCCUUGCGUCCGCCACUCCUGAAUCCCAGGACAGAGCGUACAGGCCAACAAACCACGAGAGGGAACGAGGGUCAUUGGAGGGGCAGGCCGAGGUGGCAACCCAGGAAGUGGUGCUGAGGCAGAAACCGCCUACUGGGCGGAGGAACGCCUACGGUAUGCGUCAUCCGCACUACGCGCUGCCCAUGGACGGGCUAGAACCCUCUUUGUUUUCUCCAGAUCCCCAAGACUCAGCUCCUGCACCUGGUUCCACAGGAGAUGUAGCCCCACGCAAAGCAAACGGCAACCUCGCCCCCCUCCCCAUAGAGGAUGACUCCCUGGCCUCCAUCCCCUACAUAGAUGAGCCGACCAGCCCCGGCGCUGAUUUGCGCGCCCGCCACGUGCCGGCGUCCUCCGUGGUGUCCAGCGGCAUGAGUUCGGCGCCCGCCGCCGUGGUCACCAGCCCCGCCUCCCCCACCUUCACCUUCCCCCUCACUAGGCUCUUCUCACACGACUGCAGCAGUAUUAAAUCCAGUCGCCGUUCCUCCUAUCUUCUAGCCAUCACCACAGAGCGCUCCAAGUCAUGUGACGAAGGACUCAACACGUUCAGAGAGGAGGGACGGGUCUUCUCGAGGCUACCAAAGAGAGUGAAGAGUUUUUUUACAGACGGGUCUCUGGACAACCUGGGGACGGCAGAGGAGGUUCGAUCUAAACGCCACUCCACCUCAGAGCUGGGAAACAUCACGUACAGCGACGUACGGCGAGAAGGAUGGCUGCACUUCAAACAAAUCCUCACAGAGAAGGGCAAGAAGGUGGGCAGCGGCAUGCGCCCAUGGAAGCGAGUCUUCUCGGUGCUUCGUUCCCAUUCGCUGUUCCUCUACAAGGACAAGAGGGAGGCAGUGCUUCGGGGGGCCACGAUCGGAGGUGCUGCCGAGGACGAGGAGCAGCCCAUCAGCAUCCGGGGCUGUCUGGUGGAUAUUGCGUACAGUGAGACCAAACGGAAACACGCCCUGCGUCUGACCACCCAGGACUUCUGCGAGUACCUGCUACAGGCGGAGGACCGGGAGGACAUGUUGGACUGGAUAAAGGUCAUCAGGGAAAACAGCAAGACGGACAGCGAGGAGCUCGGAUUUUCCAGGCAGGCACUCAUCAAUAAGAAGCUGAACGAUUACAGAAAACAGAGUCCGACAGGCAGCAAACCCGACUCCUCUCCCAGGCUGCCCCGCAUGAAGCCUCCAUUCCUGCUCGCCAAGACAGAAAAUGCUGCCGGGGCGCCACGAUCCCCCAAAUCAGAAGGCAAAGAUGAGAGCGGCCCUCCAAAGUCUCCGUGGGGAAUCAACAUCAUGAAGAAGACAAAGAAGACCGGUCCCAAAGCUUUUGGCGUGAGGUUGGAGGAUUGUCAGCCGGGUGUAAAUAACAAGUUCAUCCCGUUGAUCGUGGAGAUCUGCUGCGGUCUGGUGGAGGAGAUGGGCCUGGAGUACACCGGGAUCUACAGAGUCCCCGGGAACAACGCCAUGGUGUCGAUGCUUCAGGAUCAGCUCAACAAGGGCGUCGACAUCAACCCUGCAGAGGAGAAGUGGCAGGACCUCAACGUUGUCAGCAGUUUACUAAAAUCCUUUUUCAGGAAACUUCCCGAGCCGCUCUUCACCAACGACAAGUACAACGACUUCAUCGACGCCAAUCGGAUGGAAAAUGCAUCAGAAAGACUAAAGACCAUGAAGAAACUGAUCCGAGACCUCCCAGAUCAUUAUUACCACACUCUGAAGUUCUUGGUCGGUCACCUGAAGACUGUAGCCGACAGCUCUGAUAAAAACAAGAUGGAGCCUCGUAACCUGGCUCUGGUGUUCGGGCCGACUCUGGUCCGGACGUCUGAAGACAACAUGAAAGACAUGGUCACACACAUGCCUGACCGCUAUAAGAUAGUAGAGACGCUCAUCCAACAUGGCAUCUGGUUUUUCGCUGAAGAGAUGGACAAGGAUGAAAAGACACCGGUGGAUACAGAGGACGUGCAGCCCGCCCCCAACAUCGACCACCUGCUGUCCAACAUCGGCAGGACUGCCCUGCUCGGGGAGGCCUCAGACUCAACCAACAGUGACUCAGCUAAAUCAAAGGGGUCGUGGGGGUCAAAGAAAGAUCUCACGCCUAAGGACUUCCUGACUCUGUCCAUCAUGUCAGCUGUUACGGGCCGCAAACGCAGGAAGCGCCAUAACGCCCGCCGCGUGGGCAGCAGCACCGACGACGACUCGGAGCACGAGCCGAUCAAAGCCGGACAUUUGGGCGCGGAGGAGGAGGAAGAGGAGGAGGAGGCAGAGUCGCCUGUAAGGGACACUGCUCCUCGGGCAGAGGGAGAGGAGGACGACGAUGAAGAGGAAGAAGAAGAGGAAGACGAGGAAGUUGCAGAAAGUGGAGUGAAAGACGAGGUAGAAGAGGAGGUGGCGGCGGUUAUUCCAAGCCGGCUGCGCUGCAAAGAGGAAGAGGAGGCAGGAGAAAGGCAGGCAGCCAUGUUGUUGCAGGAGGAGGAGACACGGGCGGAGGUGAAGGGGCCACAGUGGAGAGCUCCAGAGGAUGCUCGCUCCAUCGUUUCUGGUUAUUCCACCCUCUCCACGUUAGGGCGGAGCCUGGGGUCAGAGGGGAGAGGGGACGACGCCGACGACGAGCACAGCGAGCUGGUGAGCGAGACGGACAAUGAGAGCGGCUUCGCCUCGCGCUCGCUGACCCAGGAGAGACCGGACAAACACCCGACCACACCUGUGAACACACAACCACCUGCGCCCCCGCGUAGCUUCCUCUACACACACUACAAACCCCCUGUGCUGUCGCCCACAAACCUUUUGGCUCCGCCCACCGCCCUCACACACACACCAGACUCUGCGGACAGGAGCGAAGGAGGAGCAAGGUCCACGACGCCCUCGUCCUCCUCCUUCUCCUCCUCCUCCACCACUCAUAAACUGCAUUCGCGGCCUUCCUUUAACUCCCACAAGCUGAUCCAGUGUGACACUCUGGCCAGGAAGAAGCUGAAGUCGGAGAAGGCCAAGGCUCGCUCCCUGGACCUCUUAGAGCAGUUUGAAGCCACGGCCCAGGGCGACGGGGACGCUUCUGGACCAGACGGCGCACCAAGAGUGAGGAGGGACACUUCCAGAACCAACCCCUCCUCAGGGAGCAGCCAGGAGAGCCUGCGCCAUGCCCGACCCAAGCCCACCCUGCCACCGAGCGAGGCCGCCUCCUUUACCCCAAACGGCCCGGGUGGCAGAUAUAUGGGAGAGCAGGUCUGCGCUCGUCUGAUGGGCUCGGCAGACGACCUCCGCAGUGUGGGACUGCGAAAACCGCUGUCACCCGAGACACGGAAGAAGAGACGGGCCUGGCGCAGACACACCGUGGUGGCCUCCCCGACUGAGACAUCCGACAAGAGACCCCCACUGAAUGUCAAUGACUACCCCCUUUCUCCCAUCACUCAAAACCAGGUCAAAACACCAGGGCUGCCUCGGGAUGCAGACGGACUCGAACAAGGACCGGCUGCACGUCAAACACCCCCCUCUAGAUUCCACCAGUACCUGUGAGCCCUGUCAGCUGACCCCUCACCCCUCACUCCAAGGAAAACAGGCUGCGGAUUCUGACUCUGCAGGUCAGUCGACCGGCAGCAUGGUUAAAAACAGGGUCUUGGAUCUCGGUUAGUCGUCAGGUGCAGCACAGUGUACCAACAAACAGAUCUUUUCAAAGCAGCCCACCACUUUUCUUUUUCGAUUUAGCUCCGUUCGCAUGGCAAGGGGCGCUCCAGUGUUGCCAAAGCUUUUGUUUUUGUGUUUUUAUUUUUAUAAUAUAUAAUAUAUGUGUGCUUUUAUAGAAAUAAUACAGAAACAGAGACCUCAACACAAUCAACGUUUAUGGCCAAGAAUUCUCAUUCGAGUAAUAAUCGAGCAUCCAUCCCCGUCUUCUUCCUGCCUGGCUCUCAGACGACAUAAAUUAAAGGGUUAAAUCCCUCCAGGUGCCCGGAGGAAGGUGCUGCAGACCUCCUCCGGUUCUUGAGAGAAUGGUGCUUUAACGAUUAAAACAUCUCUAAACCUGCUAUGAUUCCUAUAAUUCAAAGUCAGCGGUCAUUUUCAAUUUCAAGAGGGAUUUCAACUGAUUUUUCAUAUCAGUCUUCCUGAUCUGUUACUCGUCAGACCACAAACACUGUAAGACCCUCCCUUUAUACUCCAAACAUCACACACACACACACACACACACACACCACAGUCGUCUCUCGAUUACUUGUUAAUAAUGUUUAUGUGUGUUUGCGCAACAAUGUUUGUGAUCAUGUCUGAGCGUGCAGGUGUUUGUGUUGAACGAAUUUUGUAACAUUUGUACAAAGCCUUGUUAAGUUAACCUUUUGUAAAUAUAAAUAUUAUGUUAUCAUAUUUGUUUUUACUUUUUUUUUUUAGUUCCUUUUUUUAUGGUUUACAAAAAAAGCGCACGCAAAAGUGCACAGUCAUUUCUUUCAAGAUGUUACUUGAAAUGUUUCCCUUAAUAUAUUCUUUUUUUUUUGUUUUAUAUUCAAUAUAUAUAUUAUAUAUAUUUUGUAUUAAAGUUAAAAAAAAAAGUACUUUUAUUGUGAUUUCACCUCUUUGGUGUACCUGUUCAAAGGAGACAAGAUAAACAUGACUAAACCUGUUCCUUACUUCCUCAUAGAUGGCCUUUCUGAUUCUCAGCACUGUGCAGAAAACCUUUAUUAUCUCUUGAGCUCUAGUCUUAUAAAUAAAUCUCUCCGGUGACUUUACUUCCAACGAUGUUGCGUCAACGUGUACGCAGACGACAUGUAGCGAGAGGUAGAGGUGUAACCUGGUAAUUAUUACAUUAUACUGGACGGUUUGAAGGCAGCUCAGUGCCACACUGUGAUGGCUGACCUCAUUUGUUUUGUUAUUCAUGUCUUGGAUUACUGAGCAUUGCCUCCGCUGAUCUGCUCGUAUUUACUAAGCUCAAGACAAAGUAUGUUCUUUCUUGUAAAAGAGACAGAAGAGAAGCCUUCACCUCUGUCCGAGGUGAUGUACAGCGGUUUUCAUCACGUCCCCCUCCGAGGGUUCUUCUGUCUACACAUUUAAUUACCUUGGGGGUUAACGUGACGAGGAGUUCUCCAUGAGGUCAGGCUCUAAUAAAUCAUCCCUAAGCUGGGGAAAUGGUACAUUAGAGGAAACUGAACACGUGAAUCUGUUGUUUUCAUCUCUCGUCUUGGCUGUGGAAAUCACAAAAUAACACAAACAGGAGGUGCAACUUCCAAAGUGAUGUUGUUUUCAUCUGACCAAAUAACCCAGUGAACAAGAUUAAUAGUAAUAAUAAUAAUGAUAAUAAUAAGUUAUAGUCUUGUCUUACCUCAAGAUUUUUUCUACAAGUGCCUGAUUCGUGGAAUGUGUUUUUGUUCUGCAGUGCCAUGAUCGGUUCUUAUCUUUCCGUUUCCUUCUGUUGUUUCUGGGUCUCCUCCCUCUCUCCCUCUCUCCUGUGGUCGAUGGUAAAACUAAGGCACUGACCCAAAGAUGUGUACAUUAAAUACAAGCGGUCGAACUGAGAGGUUGUAAAAAAAAUAAAAAUAAAUAAAAAAAAGGAGAAAAAGCACACUUCAAGCCAAGGACAUGUCUAUGCACACUCUCUUUGCCUUCAACACAGGCAUUAACAGCUUGCUGCUAAAGAGGGAAGAGGCAUAGUAUUCUCAGCUGCUUUUCUUAACAAACUGAGGUCAUCUCUCUCUGCCUAGUGAUCCACAGUGUGUGAAUAUGGUACACCUAACAAGCCCCACCCUAGAAUGACAUUAGGUCAUGUCAGGAGGACAACGCUCGAUCAACUGAAGAUGAGCAAACAACCUGUGACUUCAUCCACGGUUGGCGUGUGUGUCAUCUGAAAUGUGAUCCGCCUGAUGUCUUUGUUGUAUUUUAAAAUCUUUUUGUACAUACUAUCUUAAUAUGUAACAUAUUGUACUGUGUACAUUUGGAAUUGCUUUUGAGUAUAACUAAUAUGAAAAUGACUGGACUUAAAAAAAAAAAAAAGAGGUUGUCCGCCUGAAAACAGUUUCCCCCUCAUGGCUGUGUGCUUUAAAGCAAGGUUAUAUGAUGUAAAUAAACAGAACUAUGUUUAAAGAAAAA